Ceratosolen solmsi marchali is the source of this 852-nucleotide messenger RNA. The record is from RefSeq and is a predicted model, not a curated record. Lineage: Eukaryota; Metazoa; Arthropoda; Insecta; Hymenoptera; Agaonidae.
AUGGGGGAAACGGGAGGGGUUAUUAAUGUUUCUUCACGCGGUCGGAUCUCUACUGUUUCAGGGAGAUGCGGCCAUGGCUCGCCGUGCGAGCAGCUGUGCUACGAGCUACAUGAUGGCAUGUACGAGUGCGACUGCAGGGACGGAUACAUACUACAUAAGAACGGAUACAGUUGCGCCGAGCUAAAUUCGACGGCGUCCUCGAUGAGCGAAGGUAGUGCAUCGGAUGCAAUCGACAGUGCGGAUCAGACAUUUACGGAUGUGGAAGUCGAGAGCGACGAGAACGACGCCAUGGACGACAUUCUCUAUAUGCGCGGCGCCUCCUUCACGAUACACCUUGAUUUAUCCAAGAGCAACGCUACUUCCAACGUUUCGCACGUACUUCACAGGGAUAAGGAUACGAACGAAUUACCCGGAGAAGAGAGGCCGCCGCCGCCGCCGCCGCCGCCCUCCUCCAUUAUGCAGCAACACGACGUCGAUAACGCCGAUGGCGAUGACGACAACGGCGCCGAGGAUGUCAACAAAGACAACAGCGACGAGGCUGACAACGACCAGGACGAGUACGAUGAGGAUGCCAACGCCAAUGCCAACGCCGAUGCCAACACCGAUGCCAACGCUAAUGCCAACGCCGAUGCCAACGCCGAUACCGACACUGACGCCACCACUGCCAGCUCGACGGCUGCAACAAAGAAUCUUAGUAAACAGCACAAGCGCGUGACGUCUUUUACGUUGACGAGGGUAGUUUUACUUAAUGCUCACUUUGCUGAUACGUCAUUACAUGAAAAUGAAGCUCGGAGGUUUGAAUUGAUUCGUGGAAACUGCCUGGUCUGCCUGGUUGAUUGCUCGAGAGGAUAA